AAGUAUUCGUCAAAGCUUCAUCAAAUAUGAACAGUCAAUUCAGAUAUAUUUGUUGUAAUGCAAAUCUGAAUUAGUAACGUUCCAUGAGCUACACAGUAUACACCAUUUUCUACUGCGGUAUGUGAUUGUGAAUAACAGUGAUAAUAAUUUGAGUCUUUCAAGAUGUUCCUAGAAAGAAACAAAGUGAACUUCUUGAUUUUAAUUUAUUGUAGUCUCGCCAGUGCUUUACAGAAGAGAAGUAUAGACUUAAUCCAAGCCCAUGGCUUGAUAUCAGAUUCCAGACUGCCCUUGGAUAUAACUCCCACCAGUUACGAUCUGGAAUUUGAAACAACGCCAGAUAACGAUAUUUUCGUAGGGAAAGUUAAAAUUGUAGCUACUUGGGUAGAAGAUACGGAGGAAAUACAGCUACAUGGAGAUGCAUUGUUUCAAAUAAUAGAAACCAAGGUCACACAAAUCGGGAGCGAUGAUGCAAAGGAAAACUCAUCGUCAAGCCCCUUUCAACCAAUAAAAAUCGGGGUUGAAAAAGCAGUCGUCAGACGAGGAAGCCCCGACCUAACAAUAUUCUUAGAAAAGCCUAUAAAACAAGGGAGUCAUUGCGAGAUAGAGAUUAGCUAUGCCAGGAAGCUUCCAAAUGCUACUUCGGGUCCAAUAUUCCACAGCACUUACCUAGACUCUGCUACGAAGGAAACAAAAUGGUUCAUAUCUACCUACCUUAGGCCGAAUCAGGCCAGAAACAUCUUUCCUUGCUUCGACGAGCCUGGCUUCAAAGCUCCCUUCACCAUUCAUGUUGCUCGAAAAAAAGAUAUGACUUCCAUCUCUAACAUGCCCUUGAAGAGGACUGAAGAUAUAAAAGAACGACCUGGUUGGGUUUGGGAUCAUUUCGAGCAGACCCCUCCAAUGUCAACAUUCUCGGCUGCCAUAGUAGUUUCAAGUUUUGCAUCUGUAUCAUCCAAUAAAUCGAAAGAUCGAGAUAUAAGGGUUUGGGCCAGACCUGACUUCAUGCCAUCUUUAUUGAAUGUUACAGAGAAGGUUGAAAAAAUUAUUGAUGUUCUAGAAGAUUUUUGGAAAGUUAAAUUCCCUCUACCAAAACUUGACAUUGUGGCUCUUCCAAAUUUCCAAGCAAAUCGUCCUGCAGAUAGUUGGGGUUUACUCUCAUACAAAGAAAGUGAAUUAACAAGCAAAGGAUCCUGGAAUCUAGCGCAUGAGAUCAGCUAUCAAUGGCUAGGUAAUCUAGCUACCCCUUACUGGUGGAGUGAUGCUCAUAUCAAUACAGCAUUGGUUCGAUUCCUAACAGCAUAUACCGUUCUUAAGAUCGAUGAUAUUGAUUCUAUCAAUAAUUGGCCUAUGACAAUGCUCUACUCGAUUUAUUACGAAUUCAGCAAAAGAUAUCCCCAUGGAAAGAGCACAGUUAUCAAGCAAGAUUCCACUGCAGCUAAAAUUGAGCUGGUAUUCAGAAUGUUGAAUUACACCAUUGGAGAACAAACCUUCAAAGAAGGAUUGCAGAAGUUCAUGAAGGAUAGACAAUAUAAAAACUUCUUCGGGGAUGACAUAUGGAAUUCACUGACAGAGCAAGCCAGACUUUGCAAGAAACUUGAUGAUGAUGUCUCAGUGAAUGACAUUGCUGCAUCUUGGAUAACCAAAGAUAGAUUACCGGUAAUUGAUAUUGCCAGAAAUUAUGAUUCUAAGACAGCUGUUCUGAGACAGAAAGUUUUUCUUAGAGAAAGGCCACAUGAUUUACCAGACCAAGAUAAGUUCGUUUGGUGGAUACCCAUAGUUCUCUUGACGCAAAACAAGCUGAAUUUCUCAGAUUCCAAACCAAAGCUUUGGAUGAAAAUGGAGAGGGAAGUUAAAAUAGACAAUAUAGCAAAUCAUGAUGAGUUCAUCAUCGUUAAUCCAGAAGAAAUUGGUCCUUUCCCGGUCAACUAUGAUGAGAGAAACUGGAAUUUGUUAGCUAGGUUCUUACAAACUGACAGCAGAACAAAAAUUCCUGUAAAUACAAGGGCAAAACUUAUUCAUGACGCGUGGAACUUGGCAUAUGCUGGAGAUCUCAGUUUUGCAACUGCUCUCAAUAUGACGUUGUUCCUGAAGAAUGAAAGAGAAAAUUUGGCUUGGGAUCCUGUGUUUACUUUCAUUGACCACAUUGGAAGACAUAUCGAAAGUCCAGCUAUUCAAGAGAAAUUCCAGGCAUACAUAAGAUCUCUUCUAACUCCGCUAUACAAAUACCUCGGUAAUGAACCAACUGAAGAUGAGAAUGAGACAAAAGCACACCUACGAUCCUCAUGCAAAGUUUUCCUGUGUGGUGCUGGUUAUAAGCCGUGUAUAGAAGAAGCACAAGCAGCAUACAAGAAAUGGAUGGAAAUGGAAAAUCCUGAUGAAGGCAACCCGAUAGCUAAUCAAUAUCUCUGUCCAGUAUUCAAAUGGGGUACUUGGGAUGAAUGGUACUUUGGUUUCCAACGUGUAUUGAAGUUCCCAGCUGAAAGAAAACAAAGUGAAAGAACUUACCUAUUAAAAACUUUAGCUGGAUGUCCAAACGAUCCAGCCACCAUUGAGAAGUUCCUCAACUUCACAGUUUUAGCUCAAGAUGAACACUUCAAAGACACUGAUUUAUAUCUCAUAUACAAUAUGUUGACUGGUAAUCCGAAAGGGUAUACAACUCUUUUCGAAUUCUUGAGGGACAAUUUCGACAAGAUCAAGAAAAGAUUUGAAGCCAAACCACACUUAUGGAAUAGUCUAGUGACUUCAGCAACAACAGUCUUCAAGACUCAAGAAGGCAUGGAUAAAAUAUCUAAGUUAUACGAAGAAAGAAAAAAUGAUUUUGGAACUGCUGACUUUGUGAUAGAAAAAGCUCUCAAAAAUAUAAAGGAAGAAGUUGAGUGGAGUAAUGACAACUUGCCAGUUAUAGAAAACUGGUUAGAUAAUUAUUUGAAGGAAAAUAACCAAGAAGCCUCCGAAUAAUCAUCGUUCAGUGAUCAUAGUAAUCUCAUGAGCAAAUGAGAUCAUUUGGGAUAGAAUUGAAUUCUGCAAUAUGAUUAAGUAUCUCAAGAGAGCAUGUAAAUAGUAAAUAAAUUACAUGGAAAAUAA
Molecule: messenger RNA, 3081 nt
Organism: Harmonia axyridis
Lineage: Eukaryota; Metazoa; Arthropoda; Insecta; Coleoptera; Coccinellidae
Product: aminopeptidase N
Exons: 14
Coding region: 163-2955 (930 amino acids)
Biological process (GO): peptide catabolic process; proteolysis
Cellular component (GO): cytoplasm
Molecular function (GO): zinc ion binding; metalloaminopeptidase activity; peptide binding
Source: RefSeq, a predicted model, not a curated record